ACUAACCAAUGGAUAUUUAUGUUACAGUCACUAGAAAAUUUUAAGACAGAUAAAACAGGAUGGCAUUAUUCGGCAAGGCAUCACCCGCAGUGGUGGAAAUUCUGAACAAGUUACAGAGGGCUGAAAUACCAACAAAUUUUGAUCACAACCUAUAUGAGUAUGGGUCUGUUCGCUACAACAUCCAGGCAUCAGAAUCAAGUCCUCAAAUUGUUAACCUGUCGAUAUGGAUGCCACCAAUAUAUCUUGAAACUGCUUCAGAUUGUCUACCAAAUUGUACCAUUCAAGACAUCAGAAAUUUAUAUCUUGGUGCUGCAGAACUAGUAGAGCCUCCAAAGCAAGGUUUCAUGAUUACUCUGAGAAUAAAUUUCUCACAAUUCCCAAAAAGAAAAGAAGCUCGUAUGAUGACUAUCACUGAGAUUUCCUCGAUACAAUCAGUCAUACUGAGUUUGCAACUGAAAGAUAUGUUGUGUAGCCUCAAACUGAAGGACGUGGGCAGUGGGAUCUGCAGACCAGUUAAAAUUGUUUAUCAGCCCAGAGAGCCUUUCUUUGUCAUCAAAAUGCCAGAAAAGGUCACUGUGAUAUAUCCCAUGCGCUUCAAAGAUGAUUCAGAUGUUGUUCUAGCAACAUCAUUCUUUCAGGAGCUUGUAGAUGUUAGCAACUCAGCAGAAUUCUCCAAAGCGCCACGAUGUACCUGGUCGCCAAUCCCUCCUCCUGAGUUGAGACGAGAAUCUUUCCAAAAUCUAACAACAAAUGGAGGAUUCGUCUCCUUUGAAAUUUUCUCACAACAAAUCAAAGUCGGUGCAAAAGGAGAAAAUACUGUCAGAAACUUGCUGACUUUUAUUGCCUAUGUUAAGUAUCAUGUAAAGUGUACCAGAAGCUUUAUUCAAAGAAAGAUGAGGCAGCGUCAGGAAAGCCUAAGUGAAAUCAUAAGAAAUGCAAGGAUAGGAGGGCACGAGGACAACAAAAAAGACCAAGGUCUUAAACAUGCUAAGAAAUGGAAGAAUUUCUCAAAAUCAACCAUAUUCAAAGGGAGGUAUGGCAUGAUAACAAACCAAAUCAAGAAAUUCAAUUCUGGGGUCAGAAUAAAAUUGCUACUUCGCUUCCGACGGCAAUGGCUCAAGAUCCCACUAUUGAGGAAACAUAGAAAAUCAGACUCAUCAUCAUCUAUCUCUCAUGUUCACUAA
This is a messenger RNA of Zingiber officinale, 1184 nucleotides long. RefSeq names its product actin-related protein 2/3 complex subunit 2B-like. Gene Ontology annotation, biological process: Arp2/3 complex-mediated actin nucleation; actin filament polymerization. Lineage: Eukaryota; Viridiplantae; Streptophyta; Magnoliopsida; Zingiberales; Zingiberaceae. Gene Ontology annotation, cellular component: actin cytoskeleton; Arp2/3 protein complex. Gene Ontology annotation, molecular function: actin filament binding; structural constituent of cytoskeleton. The record is from RefSeq and is a predicted model, not a curated record. The coding region runs from base 60 to 1184 and encodes 374 amino acids. The transcript has 10 exons.